AUGGCAAAACUCACUGAUGAUGCCGACUACGAUGCCGGCGAAACGUUUGAGAAUGUAUCAAGUCCACAGUCAGAUGCUAGGAAUCAAGACAACUACUAUGGCAGACGACUUCGGACUCGGUGCGUUCUACAUAGUCUUCUUGGAUGCUGCAAAUUGCCGACUACGAUGCCGGCGAAACGUUUGAGAAUGUAUCAAGUCCACUGUCAGAUGCUGGGAAUCAAGACGAUGAUGCCGACUACGAGGCCGGCGAAACGUCUGAGAAUGUAUCAAGUCCACGGUCAGAUGCUAUGUGCCGACUACGAUGCCGGCGAAACGUUUGAGAAUGUAUCAAGUCCACUGUCAGAUGCUGGGAAUCAAGACGAUGAUGCCGACUACGAGGCCGGCGAAACGUCUGAGAAUGUAUCAAGUCCACGGUCAGAUGCUAGCUACUAUGGCAGACGACUUCGGACUAGGUGCGUUCUACAUGGUCUCCCUGAAAACAAGAACAACCCACUUCUGCCCGUUUAG
This is a messenger RNA of Protopolystoma xenopodis, 507 nucleotides long. Lineage: Eukaryota; Metazoa; Platyhelminthes; Monogenea; Polystomatidea; Polystomatidae. The record is from the annotation of a GenBank genome assembly.